AUGUCAUUCACGAAGCAGCGAGUUGAGUUUAAAACUCAGGAUGGAACAACCCUUCGCGGGAACUUGACGUUGCCGGUUGCAUCAAAAGCACCAGCUGUUAUCAUGAUUACGGGGCUCACUUUUCUGAAGGAACACGGUGCAGAUGACACUGCGGAAACAUUCCAAAAAGCCGGGUUUGCCACGCUACAAUAUGAUCACCGCCAUUGGGGAUCGAGCGACGGACUGCCCCGACAACAUGUCAACCUCUUCCAGCAAGCCGAAGACUUGUCAGAUGCCAUCUCAUAUAUGACCGGCAGAUCAGACAUCGACGGCGACAGAAUUGCAAUUUGGGGAAUUGGCCACGGCGGAGGAGUCGUCAUACAGACAGGCGCGUAUGACAAGCGCGCGAAGGCGGUCAUGGUGAUAUCUCCAUUCUUCUCUGGGGAGGUUGAUAUGCUCAGAUUUCCGCCAACGGCGUACCAGGACGCAUGGGAGGAGCGUGCAUCGCGGAUCGCGAACCCUGGGACUGAGCAUAAAUAUGUGCCCAUCUUUGCGGAGUCAAUGGAAAUGGCCGAGAAGAGUCCACUGGAUAGCAUCAUUGGAAGUCCUCAGGGAUUCUUCUUAUGGUCAACGUUCAAGCCAUUGUCGGAUGCAGCAGGAACUCCAUGGGAAAACAAGCUGACGCUUGAGAGCUUGUAUUGGCAGAGCAAAUUUGAACCAACUACAUCGAUACACCGGAUUUCUCCUCGCCCGAUUUACUGGGUUGCAACGGAUGCUCCGCUGCUGCCAAAUUACCAAGACCAGGUCCGAGCUUAUGAGAAAGCGUUUGAACCGAAACAGUUUCGCGGUUUCCGUAGUUUAGAGGAAUCCGUUGUUGGUCCGGCACACGAGGAGAAUUUGAAGGAGCAGGCUGACUUCUUGAAGAAGUGGGUGUAA
Molecule: messenger RNA, 915 nt
Organism: Trichoderma aggressivum f. europaeum
Lineage: Eukaryota; Fungi; Ascomycota; Sordariomycetes; Hypocreales; Hypocreaceae
Exons: 2
Coding region: 1-915 (304 amino acids)
Source: RefSeq, a predicted model, not a curated record